GCGUGGCUGUCGCCGGAGUGUGACGUCACACCCCGGAACCUUCAGGAAGGUGUGUGCUGUGUUGCGUCAGGGGAGAAGAAGCAUCGCAAAGCUGAAAUUAGUUAACAAACCAACGGAAGCGGUCAGUGAUGUGGGUCUCACGCCUGUCGUGUCUGCGGAGCGGCCCUGCGCUGGGGCUCCGCUCGGCCCUGAGUCCGGCUCCUGGGGGCCUGAUGAAGUCCAGUCCAGCCCUGAUCAGACCGCAGCAGGGUUAUUCCACCAGGACUAGACUGGGAUUCCGCCGGAGCAAGACUUCCAGAGAGCAAGUUCAGGAGGCAGCGUUUCAACCUGCUACAGACACCGCAAUUAAAAUCGACAGCAUGGGCCGGAUCGUCCUCGCUGGAGGCGCCGCUGUUGGACUCGGAGCUUUGUGUUAUUACGGAUUAGGCAUGUCCAACGAGAUGGGAGCCAUCGAGAAAGCAGUGAUCUGGCCGCAGUAUGUGAAGGACAGGAUCCACUCUACAUACAUGUAUUUCGCGGGCAGCGUGGGUCUGACGGCGCUCUCGGCCGUCGCGGUCAGCAGGACACCGGCGCUCAUGGGACUCGUGAUGAGGGGCUCCUGGCUGGCUAUUGGCGCCACGUUCGCUGCUAUGAUUGGCGCCGGGAUGCUGGUGAGGUCGAUCUCGUACGAACACAGUCCGAUGCCGAAACACCUGGCCUGGGCUCUACACGCAGGUGUGAUGGGAGCCGUCAUCGCUCCCUUAACUCUGCUGGGUGGCCCGCUGAUGGUUCGAGCAGCCUGGUACACCGCAGGAAUCGUGGGCGGUCUGUCGACGGUGGCCAUGUGUGCGCCGAGCGAGAAGUUCCUGAGCUUGGGCGGCCCGCUGGCCGUGGGCUUCGGCGUGGUGUUCGCCUCGUCUCUGGGCUCCAUGUUUCUGCCCCCCACCUCUGCAUUCGGGGCCGGUCUGUACUCGGUGGCGGUUUAUGGAGGUCUGGUCCUGUUCAGCAUGUUUCUGCUGUAUGACACACAGAAAGUCAUCAAGCGUGCCGAGACACACCCUCUUUACGGCGUUCAGAAAUAUGACCCCAUUAAUGCAUGUAUGGGCAUUUACAUGGACACGCUCAACAUCUUCAUGCGACUGGUGAUGAUUCUAGCUAACGGCGGCGGAAACAGAAGGAAGUAGCCGUAAGGAGACAAGAACACAUGACACUGACUGGACGAGAAAGAUUUAGCUGAACAAAGUUUAUUCAUUUAUUUUGCAUUUAUUUGUUUAAAAGCAGAUAAAACCUUUGGAUUGCUUUCAGCUGAAUUGCAUUUUAAACAUGUCCAACAGUACAAGGUAAUUGGCAUAGUUAAUUCAAAUUAGGCUGAAUGCAGAUCGUCUUCCACAGCUGGUGUAAUUAUAACAAAUAUUUUUGUAUAUUUAUUUUAGG
Sinocyclocheilus grahami is the source of this 1413-nucleotide messenger RNA. RefSeq names its product growth hormone-inducible transmembrane protein-like. The transcript is spliced from 9 exons. The record is from RefSeq and is a predicted model, not a curated record. NCBI's taxonomy places the organism in Eukaryota, Metazoa, Chordata, Actinopteri, Cypriniformes, Cyprinidae. Gene Ontology annotation, cellular component: mitochondrial inner membrane. Bases 129 to 1163 code for a protein of 344 amino acids.